Molecule: messenger RNA, 3551 nt
Organism: Lycium barbarum (goji berry)
Lineage: Eukaryota; Viridiplantae; Streptophyta; Magnoliopsida; Solanales; Solanaceae
Product: transcription termination factor MTERF2, chloroplastic-like
Exons: 2
Coding region: 181-1266 (361 amino acids)
Biological process (GO): regulation of DNA-templated transcription; chloroplast organization
Cellular component (GO): chloroplast
Molecular function (GO): double-stranded DNA binding
Source: RefSeq, a predicted model, not a curated record
UAUCAAUUUAGGUCAAGUAAUAGAGUAUAAAAAUUUCAAAUUGAAAAAUGUUCAUAAGCCAGUUUGAAAGCUUAGCAAAAAGCUCUCCUAAUACCCAUUUUCAUUUUCCAUAAAAAAGAAACCUAAAACCCUAAAAAUUGCAUUUCAAGAACCCAAAAUUGAACUGGUCUUCGUUCACAGAUGUUUACACUUGUUAAAAAUGGUGCAAAAAGGCAUUUCCUUUCCAUGUAUUGCAUCAAACUGGAACUCUUUUUUUCCACAACAAAUGCCCAACCCAAUUUAAUGCCUGAAUUUCUAGUGAAUUCACUUGGAUACUCCAGAGAUAAAGCUAUUUCUGCUAGCAAUAAGGUAACUUUCUUGAAACCUGGAAACAACAAGCCUUAUUUAGUUCUUGAUUUCUUCAAAAACAUAGGUUUAGACAAGACACAGAUUAAAAUGUUGGUUUCUCCAGCACCAAGUUUGUUGUUUGCUAAUGUUGAAAAUACCCUUAAACCCAAAAUUAAGGUUCUUGAAGAAUUUGGCUUAUCCGGGUCGGAUUUAGCUAGGGUCAUUUCAAGAAGUGGUGCUUUUUUUAGAACAAGUUUGGAUAGUGGCAUUAAACCAAGUCUUAAAUAUCUUAGGGAAGUAUUGAGUAGUGAUGAUUCUGUUGUUAAAGCUAUUAAGAGAGCGCCUACAUUGCUACAUUAUCAUUUACAUAAAGCAAUGGCGCCUAAUAUAUCGUUGUUGCAUAAUCUUGGAUGUUCGAGUUUGGAUAUUGAGAAACUUUUUCUUAGGAACCCGAGGAUUUUUCUUCAAAAGCCCGAGUGGCUUGAGGAUAUAGUGGAGAGAGUGGAAAAGGAUUUUGGGAUUCGUACGGAUUCGAGGAUGUUUUUUUAUGGAGUUGAAAUGCUCUCGUCGCUUAGUAAGUCAAGUUUAGAAAUGAAACUUGGGAUUUUCAAGAGUUUUGGAUGGUCUGAUUCUGAUAUUACUAUGAUGGUGCAAAGGCUUCCUUUAUGUUUGACUACAUCUGAGGCGAAGCUGAGAAAUGUAUUGAAGUUUUUCAUGGGGGAGCUCGGGUAUGAAUCUAGUUACAUAGCGUCUCAUCCCACGCUAUUGAUGUUCAGUUUGGAGAAGCGGGUCUUGCCCAGGAAUAAAAUCUUGGAACUUCUAAAGGAGAAGAAGCUGAUAAAGAGAGUGCCAUGUUUUUAUACAGUUAUCAAGUGUUCUGAGUGGGAGUUUUUAGAAACUUAUGUCCUUCCCUUGAGGGAUGAGAUGCCUGAGGUAUAAGCAAAAGUACCAAUGAGGAGAAAACAUCAGUAGUUACUGUAGAACUGAAACUCGAUUGACUUAAGUAUUGGAUCUCGGAUCUCCAUCUCCUCUAAUGUCAUGGCACAUAGAUCUGUGUAGCUAUUGAGAAGCAAGGAAAUGAUCUCGCCAUCUUUUAAUCCUCUGUAAGUUUAUCAAUCAUUCUCAAAAUAUGGCAGUCUCAUUAUAUUGCUUGUUAUGUAGUCCCAGGAGUUUAUUUCAGUGUUUGCUUCUCCAAUUAUUACUUAAGUAGCUAUCUUGUGCCUAUGUUAGAUUAUGCGUAAUCCGUAUCAGCCAAAUAACAUCUCAUAAUUUUCCUUAUUUGAUUAUAGGGACUUUUCUUCAUUAUAUUCCCUCAUGAUGCAGGUGACCCUUUGUGCUCUAGGUUGUCAAAAACUCCUCAGGAUAUUCAUAUUUGUUUCAUUAUUAGAAGACCAAUUCUUUUCAUAUAUGCAUAAACAUUCCGCUAUGAUGGUAACCAUAAUUUUCAUCGGCAUUUUGGUGCUACUAGGUUCUUGAUUUACUGUGUACUGCCUUUUUGGUGGGUUUUGACUCAAGAUUACUCAUGAUGUAUUGAUUUCUUCAUAUUCGUCACUUGCUGAAAAAUCUUGCUUCAGGGUUUUGAAGAUGAGGUGAGGCCCAUGGCAAAGGCAUAUCUGGUUUAUUACAAAUAUUCUUGCAACAUGUCUUUAUCAUAUUGAUGUUUUGGAAGGACUGUAUUUUGGUUAAUGGAUUUAAAGGUGCUGAACUUUGUGGUUAUUAAUUUACAAUUUGGUAGAAACUUUGAUACCUCUUGCAGAAAUGCAGGGUAAGACUGCGUAUAAUAGGCCCUGGUCCCGGCCCUUCCACGGACCUAGCGCAUAGCGGGAGCUUCGUGCGACCAGGCUGUCCUCCUUUGGUAGAAAUCUUGAAGUUUUGGAACUUGAUUCUAACUGGGAACACAAAUCACUCUCUUUCGUCUCUUGUCCCCCUACAGAGGAGGAAAUAUGCUUGUUAGCAUACAGGAAACACGGGUGGUAUGGUUUCUGUACUUCGUAACACCAAGGAGAACCAAUGAGCGUACACAUAGCUAAAGUUGAUUUGGAUUAAGAAGUGAAAAUAACAACUAUAAAUUUGUUAGAAUAUAUGCAGAAAAUAUGUGUCUAAAUUUUAUUUUAAAAAUGUCUUGAGAUAGAGGUCACUGUGCAUUGAAAGACGGUCAUGGUUCGGGUUCUUCAGAGCCUCCAAAUCUCGUCCAUUUCCCAUACUCAAUGGUUUUCCUUCUCCCAAUCUAUUCUAGUUCACUGGUUUCUGUUCCAUAAGGGGCCAUCAGUACAGAAGUAAGCAUAUACUUGAAGAAGAUUGGGCUAGGAAAUCUUUGGAUAUGUAGGCAAAAACUAAUGUUGAGGUUUCUGGAAAUGGCUAGGUUAAGCUUUUAAUUUUGAUUUAUCCUGUGAAAUAAUAUCAAUGUCAUCUCUCACGUUUAUGUCUGCCCUCUUUCUGACCACCCUUUCGUUCCAUCUCAAUUGAACAGGUACCUAGUACCUGUACUUGGUGAUGAAUUUAUUUCCACUUAUUGGUGUAAGAGUUCUGCACUCUAAGGGGUCGUUUGGUUUGAAGACAAGUCAUUAUGGGAUUAGUUAUGUUGGGAUUAGUUAUACUGAAAUUAAUUAUGUUGGGAUUAGUUAUCCUAAUAUUAUUUUUGGUUGAUUGUUUGGUUUGUUGUAUUAAAAGUAACAUGCCUUGCAUAAUUUUUAAGAAAACGUUGUUUGUUUACAAAAAUACCCUCCACCUCAGAGCUAUUUUUGUCAUUUUCAUUGUUUUAUCCUGGAAUUGUUAUUCCACUGUUUGCCAAGGAUAACUUAUUAUAGUAUUAUUUUUAAUCAUGGGAUAACUUAUCCGAGGAUUAGUAACCAAACAAGGGAUAAGGUAGUACUAAAUUUUUAUCCUAGGAGUGGUUUUCCUUAUCCAUCAUACGAAACGACUCCUAACAGUUUUGCAGGUUGGCUUGAGUUCUUUUACAGAUGGAGGCAACGAGGUCUUCUUUCCAAAUGAAUUCACCUGUAUGAAGCGAUGACCGAAGAGUAGCAUCUAUGGAACUUGCUGAGUCCUUGAUGUUGCACCAGAGAAAUGAAAAUUGCAGUCCUAUGUCCUUUUGGGAUUUGUAUACGAUUAUGGUUAGAAAAUUUAAAAAUAUACAAGAAAUGCCACAUCUGUGAUUAAAGCUUGUAACCUAAGCAGUUUUUGAACCACCUUUGUCACUGCAAUAAAAGUUUCUCUUAUGUCGA